UCAGACAGCUUCCUGCCCCACCUCCUUUUUUCUCUCUUCCUAAGAGCCAAAAUUGGAUGGUUUGUUGUUUUUUUUGGUCCACAUGCAGCUCUGGACAAAGUAAAGACCCAGAAACGAGAGGCUGUUGCUUGGGACAAAAGCAGCGCCAGAAGCCCUACCCACCGGCCUCCUUAUGGCGAAAGUGGCAAGAAAGGUGACCUCUGAUAUUCAGACUGAUUUGGCUGAAGGCCUUCCACCAUACCAAACCCCCAGAAGGAUUAAACCGGACCCCGACAGACGACCGGCGAAAGAAUGGGAAGCCCAGUGGCAGGAGUUCUUGCAGACCUUGGAUCCCCCAUACUCCUUAUGGAGAACCCCACAGUUGAAAGACCCCGCACCGUGGGACGACACCAAAGCUUUCCUGACCUCCUUUCAGCAAGUGGCCGAAGCCUGUCGCUGGCCAAGGGAGGACUGGGUGGCUCGGCUCCUCCCGGCGCUCAGUGGUGAAGCCAAGCAGGCGUUUAGUGGCCUAGAAGCCAAAGACCAGGAGGAUUUUGGGAAAGUGACGGCUGCCAUCUUGCGCAGGGAGGCCACCAAAAUAGAGGCACAACGCCAGCACUUCAGGCAGUUCCGCUACCAAGAGGUGGAAGACCCGCGAAGGGUUUACGACCGGCUGCAGGAGCUCUGCCGCCAGUGGCUGAAGCCGGACCAACGCUCCAAGGAGCAGAUCUUGGAGCUGCUGAUCCUGGAGCAAUUCCUGGCCAUCCUGCCGCCAGAGAUCCAGAGCUGGGUUCGGGAAUGUGGUCCGGAGAAUGGCAUUCAGACCGCUGCCUUGGCCGAGGAUUUCCUAAUGAGCCAGCAAGAAGUGGAGACGUGGAAAUGGCAGGUGCCUGUGGGAUCAAAUGCUGUGACAGUGAAUCCACUCAAUCCUGGGAAGAGACCACUGUAUACGGAGGCCAAAGAGGGGAGUGAUGUGGUUGCUGAAUCCCAAGAUGUUGAUGUAGCUCUUCCUAGUCCUUCAGCACCAUUGUUGCCUUCCGAGGGACAGGAUUUGCCAAAUCCAGAGCCAACAGAGGGAUCUGUGGACUUGGAGUUGGCUGUGCAUUUCACUGAGGGUGAGUGGGCUUUGGUGCAUCCACACCAGAGAACUCUUUACAAGGAGGUCCUGCAAGAUAACUACAGGGAUGGAGCGCCUCUGGGAUCACCAUAUUUUCUAGGAAAGCUUCACAGAUUGACGAUGGAUGGUGGAAUGGAAAAGUUUGCAGAAGACCCAAAGCAGGAAUCAAAGGAGAACCAUAUGGAUGUCCUGGAAACGGAAGAAGAUGGGGAGGAGGAGAGUAGCAGCGAAGAGUUAAUCAUCGAAGAUGCCGAAGAAGAGGAAUGUCCAAACAGUGAUAAGGUGUCAAUUGAUACAGAAGUGACAGGAGACCAGAGAAGGAUGGGAGACGAGGAGGAGGGAGAAAACAGCGGAGAGGAGAUUGUGGAAGCUGGAAGCAUCGAGAGCAGGGAAGAGGAAGAAUCUCCAUCUCAGAGAUUAGAGGAAAUAAGGCAGCGCUACGGAGAUUUUUGCCAGAACAGCAAUGCUUUCCAGGAGAUGAUGCUGAGACUCAAAGCUGGCUGGCUAGGCCAGAACGAGGGCUCGUCUUUGCUGGCAGGUUCGGAGCGACUGCAGCUGAACAGGAUGAUGUGGGGUGGAGACGAAGUCAACUUCUGCCCCGACGAAGGCCAAGCCGGGGCAUCUGUGGGCGGCUCACUGGAGAGCCGAGGUUCGAUCUCCAUUCCAUUUGGCGGAGGCUUCUUCGACUUCAGCGAAUUUGCAGUCCAGCAGAGCUUCCUCCAGGGGAAGGGUCCGGAUCUCUCGAAGGCAUUCGGGAUGAGUCCGUCACUACUGGGAGUCCCGCCGCCGGUGGUGGAGAAGCCGUACAAAUGCAACGAAUGCGGCAAGAGCUUCGGGAAGCGUUCGACCCUGAACACGCACGGGCGGACUCACACGGGGGAGAAGCCCUUCAAGUGCUCCCACUGCGACAAGCGCUUCAGCCAGAGCUCCCACCUCCAGCUCCACGAGCGGACCCACACGGGGGAGAAGCCGUACAAGUGCCUGCUGUGCGAGAAGAGCUACAACCAGCGCUCAAGCCUCAUCAUCCACGAGCGGAGUCACACAGGGGAGAAGCCCUACACUUGCCUGGAAUGUGGCAAGAGCUUCAGCCAGAAGGCCACCUUAGUCCUCCACGAGAAGAGCCACCGGGGAGAGAAACCCUACAAGUGCCUGGAGUGUGGCAAGGGCUUCAGCCUGAGCGCCGACCUCAUCCGCCACCAGAGCAUCCACACGGGGGAGAAGCCCUACACAUGCUCUGAGUGCGGGAAGAGCUUCAGCCAGAACUCCCACCUCAUGGCCCACAUCCGGACCCACACGGGCGAGAAGCCUCACAAGUGCAUAGAGUGCGGCAAGGGCUUCAACUGGAGCUCGGAGCUCAUCGCCCACGAGCGGACCCACACGGGCGAGAAGCCCUACCAGUGCCUCUACUGCGAGAAGAGCUUCAGCGUCCGGUCGAGCCUCAGCAAGCACGAGCGGACCCAUACGGGCGAGAAGCCCUACAUCUGCCUCCAGUGUGGCAAGGGCUUCAUCCAGCGCUCCAGCUUGGUGGCCCACGAGCGGUCCCACACGGGCGAAAGGCCCUAUAUGUGCCUGGGCUGCGGGAAGUGUUUCCGGGAGAGCUCCCAGCUCAUCGCCCAUGAGCGCACCCACACCACCGAGAAGCCCUACCUCUGCCCCGAAUGCGGGAGCUGCUUCAAGGCCAAGGCGGCCCUCAUCCGGCACCAGCGCAGCCACCUGGGCCUGAACUCCUUUAUAUGCGCCGACUGCGGGAAGAUCUUCUCCUCCAGCGCAGAGCAUCCAGAGAAGUGCCCUGAAUGUGUCAAUCUGAUCUUGAUGUCGGACCUCUCCCGGGUCUCCGAAGAGGCCUGCCCACCAAGAGCAGAAGAAGGAGCAGCCACAGAAGAAAGCACUCAUGUAAAGAUGUGAAUGACCUCUCCUUCCCUUCAGCAGUCCCCACAUCAUGACAUGAAAAAUCGGUGUAUAAAAGGACUACGACAUGGUUGUUUUCAUAAUUAAAAGGAGGCUAAAUUGGGCUUAAAGACCUCUUCCAAAGAGUUGCUGACUAAAGGUGCAUCUACACCAGGCCUGAGCAAUUUUUGGCCCUCCAGGUGUUUUGGACUUCAACUCCCACAAUUCCUAACAGCCGG
Molecule: messenger RNA, 3222 nt
Organism: Anolis sagrei ordinatus
Lineage: Eukaryota; Metazoa; Chordata; Lepidosauria; Squamata; Anolidae
Product: zinc finger protein 300-like
Biological process (GO): urogenital system development; embryo development; regulation of transcription by RNA polymerase II
Cellular component (GO): nucleus
Molecular function (GO): DNA-binding transcription factor activity, RNA polymerase II-specific; RNA polymerase II transcription regulatory region sequence-specific DNA binding
Source: RefSeq, a predicted model, not a curated record